UAAACCCAAAAUGUCAACGCCGGGAAAAGUCCACCUUUCCAAGCCUCCGAUCGACAUCCUCGACGAGCAAUUCGCCCAGUACCUGCAACUGGCCCAGCAGCUGCUAUCCAUGCUGCGGUCCCCCCAGGAUCGUCAGAUCGCGUCCAAGUACAUCCGACGAUGCUGUCCGAAAAGUGGCGUCACACGCUUCGUCCACUACAAGCGCAACCGGAACGAGUUUUUCCGGUACUUCCUGAAGGUGCUCCAAAGCGCGGUGGAAACGCAGGGCCACGUCGUGCAGGUCGACGAUGAAGUUCCGGUCGGAGCGGACGGAGAGCGGACCAAGGAAUCGUGCAACUGGUCCGACGACCGGCGGACGUACGUCGCAACCAAGGUGAUCCCGAAUUAUGCGACGUUGGUGUACAUGGCCGUUUGCGAUGAUCCGGAGUUGGGCUGGGAUAAUGGUGGGUUUGGGGCGUACGAGUUUUGAGAGCCGCU
Molecule: messenger RNA, 477 nt
Organism: Culex quinquefasciatus (southern house mosquito)
Lineage: Eukaryota; Metazoa; Arthropoda; Insecta; Diptera; Culicidae
Exons: 1
Coding region: 11-469 (152 amino acids)
Source: RefSeq, a predicted model, not a curated record